GUCGACACAAAAAGAUGGUUGUUUGUGUUUUAGAACUAAAACAUUUUUUGUAGAAAAGGUGACGGACUGUUUGGAGGACAUUUAAUCGGCAGCUUCACGAAAAGAAGAAGGAUUCUCCAGACGUGCAGCGAGAGCUGAGUCAGGAGAAUGGCAGACUUUGGAGCUGAAGAGGAAAAGGACGACUUUAGCAACCGUCAGGGUGGAGAGAAAAGAAUGAUCAUUCAGCCGACAUCUUUAGAGGAUCCCAAAGUCAUCAAACUUAAAGAGGUUUUGUUGGACUGGAUCAACAGCACUCUGAAAGUUGAACACAUUGUGGUGCGAUCGCUGGAGGAAGACCUCUAUGACGGACUCGUCCUUCAUCACCUGUUACGCAGGUCAGCUGGUAUUGAUCUUCACGUGGAGGAGAUUGCGCUGAGCACUGGCGCUCAGAUACGCAAGCUAGAAGUGAUCCUGAAAGCCCUGAACGAGACCUUAGAGCUCAACGUGGACCAGGCCAAGUGGAGCGUUAAACUCAUUCACAGCAGGGAUCUGUUGGCCACACUGCAUCUCCUGGUCGCCAUUGUGAGGCGUUUUCAACCCGAUCUGGUCCUGCCUGCUAAUGUCACCGUGGAGCUCAUCCAGUGCGAGGUGACAAAAAGCGGCAUCAAGGCGGACAAGCAGACAGAAUUCAUCACAUUUAGUGAAUCCAGCAACGAGCUCGACAGAGAGUCUAACAAGGAAUGUCCCAUUGAUGAGCUCUUCAAGCUGGAGGCGCACAAAAUCGAGACCGUGAAGAAGGCCAUUUUGCACUUUGUGAAUAAGAACAUGGCAUCUCUGGGACUGAACGUUACGGAUCUCGAUAAACAGUUUGCAGAUGGAGUGAUCCUUCUCCUGUUGAUCGGUCAGUUGGAGGAUUUCUUCAUUCCUCUGUGCGACUUCUUCCUUUGUCCUGUCAGCAGCUCGGAAAUGCUCCAUAAUGUGACGCUUGCGUUGGAUCUUCUUAUAGACCGAGGCUUUCCAGUUCAAUCCGUUGACCCACAAGAUAUUGUUUCCCAAGAUGUCCCUGCUACUGUGAAAGUGCUGUAUUAUCUAUUCAACAGGCACAAAAACAAAUAAUCUGCCGCACUUUUCUUCUAUUCAGUGAAAUCUGUGUGACGUUUUCAAUAAUUAAAUUGACUGUAAAUGUGCGUCUGUCUUCUGACUGAAAAUCAAAGGGCACGUAGUUGACAGUGGGAUUGCUUUGGCACUCGCAGUGUUACAACACAUUAGAAGCAAUUGAACAGAGUGUCUCUGAACCAUUUGAAGAGGCUUCAGAGCGAAAAUGAGAGAACGUGGCCACUCAUCUCAUCACGGAAAUUGCGUUUGGAUGCUGACGGCUUCAAUUUAAUGUCACCUCUUCAUUCUCUUUCCUUGUUUUUUUUUUACUUGCGGACAAAUGUACAUUAAUGUAUCGCACAGCUGCUUUAUGUUAAUGGCAGCUUGUUUUUAAAUAAAAGUGGCACAUGUAUCAGAA
Messenger RNA from Danio rerio (zebrafish), 1492 nucleotides. It is a transcript of the gene parvg, whose product is annotated as parvin, gamma. Lineage: Eukaryota; Metazoa; Chordata; Actinopteri; Cypriniformes; Danionidae. Gene Ontology annotation, molecular function: actin binding. The record is from RefSeq and is marked provisional. Gene Ontology annotation, cellular component: cytoskeleton; plasma membrane. Gene Ontology annotation, biological process: cell adhesion; actin cytoskeleton organization.